Molecule: messenger RNA, 8300 nt
Organism: Xiphophorus maculatus (southern platyfish)
Lineage: Eukaryota; Metazoa; Chordata; Actinopteri; Cyprinodontiformes; Poeciliidae
Product: interferon-induced very large GTPase 1-like
Exons: 8
Coding region: 1421-7429 (2002 amino acids)
Molecular function (GO): GTP binding
Source: RefSeq, a predicted model, not a curated record
GGUUACAGAAUGUGGUGUAACACAUUAUGAUCAAACAUUUAAUCGCAGUGUGAUCACCCUCUUCUGAUAGAGAUUUCUGCAGAGUAUUUGUUUUCUAACAUUAUAUUUAUAACACCUAACAUGUACAGGCAGCCCCAGAAAAUAAUACUCCAUUUCUGUCCCAGGUCUCAGCAGAUCAAUAGAACAAACUCAGGAUUUUCCAAAACAAUUGUACUACCAAGCAGAGUUGGUUCAAUUCAACAAGUUACUCAGUAUAACAGAUAUCUGGCUUUCUGAAACUGAAAAGCCAGGAUGUGCACAUAGUUACUUAUAAGUGAACUUUCUUCACUUAUAAGAAAGUACUUAUCCUUUCUUAUAAGUGAAAGGAUAAGAACGUUCACUUAUCCUGCUUUCUGAAACCGGGCCGGCCCAGGAGUUAAGAGAGAAAAGAAUCUCUACUUCCAUGUUAUUUGUGCUGAUGACUGGCUAAAAAGGAAAAGGUAAUCAUUGUAAGCCAAUCAGAGGCAGACUUGGAAAUAUGUUCAAACAGAUACAGGGAUUGUGCACAAACACAGCAGGAGGAAUCUGUGGUAUGAAGGUACAUUUGGUGCAAAACUAUUUGUGUAUUUUAACUGAGAAGUUGAUGUUGCAGAGAAAAAAUCCUAUAGGAGUUUGGGAAAUGUAGAUUUUUUGCAAAACAGCAGUUACACUCUUAAAAUUCUUAAUAAUAAGACAAAAUUGUAUUCCUUGAGUCACACUUUAAUAAACUCUUAGACUCACAGUUUUGCCCCUAAAUAUCCCCCAAAAAAGGGAAAAAAAGGUGAAAAACAAAUCUGUAUACUUGUGUCAGAAUAACUUUAUUUUCUUAUCACUCUGACACAAAACCUCUUUCCCCUUCUACAUUGUAAUGCCCAUUUUAUGCUUUUAUUCUGCCACUGUUUCAGCCAGCCAGCAGAAUGUGUCUAUGUAGAAACAUGUAGCUUGCAUGUCGAUUUCUUUUAAAUCACAUGGUUUCAAAGAAAAGAACAAUCUUUCUUUCACUUUUGGUUUCCUCUUUUUUUCACAAGCAGAGUUUUCAGCCAAUGAGAGACUGCAGGAGGAGUUUGUUAGGACAAGAGACAUUAUAAAUAAGAAUCUCUUUGGGGGGUUUCAAUCUAAAAGGAAAUCGGUACACCCAAUGCUGUGACAACAAAGAUUCACUAAACCAGUAAAACGGAAACAAGAUAUUGGCUGCAGCGUUCUUCUGCCUGUGUGCCACUUGCUGCUGGCUCAGAUUCCCCUAGAUCUGGUGCCAGUAACAAUUGGGUGCUAUGUCCGGGAUCCCAAGUGUCUUGCCAGGAGAGGUUGCUGUGAAGACGACGAGAUACGUUGUCUGAGUCUUCAAGGAAGGCUGCAUCGACUGUGUCAUCCAGAGAGCGAAAGCAACUAGUGAAACGUCAGCAUGGCUACCAACAAUCCACGGCGAGCACUCAUAUUCAAGAUACAGAAAAAACUUGGUACAUUGAGUACAGAGCAGCUGCAGACAGUUCUGUCUUCGACUGAUGAUGGAGGUGACAUUCAUGUUCAUGAUUUAAGUGAACCAGAACUGUAUGAUUUGAUUGUUGACUUUGUUAAAAGUGAGAAACUGAAAGCGUCGGAGGAUGAAGGCAUGGCUCAGCUCCUCCUUUUGGAUGAACAGAUUAGUAACCUGCUCGCCACUGAUGUCGGUGCAACUGGAGAUGACCCAACCACACUUUCAAGAACUGAUAUGUCAGCCAGUCAGACUGGUUGUCCUGCCUCACUUCAGCUGGGUCUCAUCAAUUCAGGCCUGCAGACAGCUACUCCAGCUACAGACAUUCCUGUGCAGCCAACAGAGACAGAAAGAGGCUCCACUGAUGAUAUACCACCGACAACAGGAGGCUCCACUGAUGAUAUACCACCGACAACAGGAGGCUCCACUGAUGAUAUACCACCGACAACAGGAGGCUCCACUGAUGACCAACCACCGACAGCAAGUGAAACUGUAAUGAAUAGCCGAGAUACUCAACAUGCAGAAAGGAGAGACAAAAAUGUACAAGAGGAAACUGAAAACAUUUCUGGAUCACCACCAAGCAAUGAAGUGACUCCUCCUCUUACACUUGUGUUAAUUGGGAACAAAAAUUCCAUUGACAUUGGAUCAAAAAAUAUCCUACUGGACCAUGACCAGGAGAUACAUGUGAAAGAGUCCAGACUGUAUGACCUUUUUGGUGACCAGAUCACUUUAAUUAACAUGCUUGGGUUUCCAAGUAUUGACACGAUUCCAGAGAUUCCACAAGAUUGUGCCUUUAUCUUGCUGGUAUCAAAUGACAGGCAUGAAAACCAGUAUACUUCUGGAAUGCAGUGGUUAGAAAAAACACUGGGAAAAGAGCACAGCUCUUAUGUGAUGACAGUUGUGACUCAUGAUGACUCAGAAGAAAUUAGUGAAAAUGAACUUCAGAAGCUGAAAGCAAAGAGCGUUUUUUCUGAAAAAAGAAAUCAUACAUGUACAAGAAGUAUGAAGGAUGAAAAUGAGAUAGUAGCUCUUUGGGAAAAAAUAAAUGACAUGGUCUCUGAAAAUAGACGGAUGAUGGGAGGAAACCAAGCCAACCCUGCUGAAACAUUAAAGACAGUCCCUGACCUUCCAGAAGGACGACCAACUCUGCAGCAAAUCAACAUUUCUGCAGUAACAAGACAAAGAAAGGACGGUGGACAUGAAUUAAAGCCUACUUGGAACACUUUCCAAGAGAACCAAAAGAAACACCAAACACAAACUGAAAAACUACUCAGAAGACUUCACCUCCAGGACCAACAUCAACACAUGCUGUCAUCAGAGGACUUUGUACAAAUAGGUCCACCUAUAAAAAAGACUAAUGAGAUCUUUGAGAGAGAUCUAGUUUGUGCUUUUCUUCAGAGGUUGAUGAUGUUAGAUUAUAGAGCCAGAUACAUCCCUGUACAGCAAGAAAGCGCUGAUGUGAACAAUUCACAGGCUGUUCAAGUGUCUGACAGUGCUGUUACAGAUGACGAUGACUUAGAUGCUCUUUUUACAACUAAUGUAGACAUAGAUCAGUCAAAAGAGAAUCAUGUGCACCCAAUGGAUGUUCAAAUGGCAGUAUUUCACUGUUCAGACAGCUUCUUUAAACAGAAAAUGAUCACAAAGUUGUCACAGUGUCAGUAUGCCUUACCACUGCUUGCUCCUGAUCCUCACACAACAAAUAUUGAGUGUCCUUUGUGGACGUUCAGACAAAUAACAAAAACAUGGAAAAUAAGCACAAACAAAGAAAAUGCAACCACUGUCACCAUGAAAAGCAUGCCAAUCUACAAAGCUGAGAUUCCCAUGGUUUCAUUUUUCAGACUGGGCUCCAUGUCUUUGUCCAAAUCUCAGCUGAUGAAUGCUUUGAUCAACAACCGCCAUGACACAUUCUUCCACAGAAACUGUGAAGGCAGCACCAAAUCUCGUCAUUUGAUGGAUGGUGUGGCAGAGAUUGCCUGGUACUGUCCUGCUGGAAAAGACAAUGAUUUCUUUACUGACUGCAUUGCCUUCUGUAAUCUUCAUGGGGAUUCUCUAGCAAUUGGAAAACAGCGUGAAAUCCUGACUGAAAUGUCAUCAGUCAUUGUUGUUCUUGUGCCAACUCUGGAAAAAAGCCAGGAAAGUACUGAAGUCAUUUCUAUGCUUUACAAGUCUUCAAAGCCUCUAAUCAUCCUCAAUGCAGAUAAUGACUGUAGUGCAGUUCGGGUGAAGCCUCAAAAAUACAAACUAGGGCUGAAAGAAAGAAGCCAGUCGGAUGUUUCUACAGAUCUGAAAAAGAUUAUAAAAACCCUUUUGUCUGAACCCCACACAUCCUUCCGGCUGGAAACUAUGGCCAAAGUCUCUGGGAUCAUAGUGGAUGAAGAUCAGAAAAUCUGCCAGAAUGGGAAAUCUGCUGCAAUGGAAAUAAUUGAAUUGAUUGAAAAGAUGAACGUUGCCAAAAUCAAAGAUAAAUUUCUUCCCUGCCAAGGUCAACUUUGGUCCAACUGGUGCAAAAUCAAUAAAGAGCUGCAUCAUCUAAAGGGAGACAUUGAGAAAGAAAAAGGUCAGAAGAGUCACCAGCUAAUGAAACUACGAAAGAAACAGUGUGAUGUGUCCGACAGUAAACUGAUGAGGUUGUUCACUCAGAGGCUCCAGAGUUUGCCACCAAAAGAAAGAGAAUAUUUCCUGACAUGGACUCAGAUCCUUAUAGAUGCCCUCUCCACAGAUGAUCUCUCUUCAAUUCUCCAAAACUAUGAUGAAACCUGGUCAGAAGUCUUGGUUUUGAAAAAGAAACAUGACAAAUCUGCUCAAUUAAAACACAAACAAACUGAGCUUGAACAGUUGUCAAAAAAGCUUCAAUCAGCAACCUUUGGUCUGGAACACAUCUUCAGAGAGAUGGGACAGAUCUAUGAAGCCCAUAAAUCUUUGAACAAACCAUCGCUGGGCCAACAGCCUGACUGGACUAAAUACCCUGAGCUGGCUGCAGAUCUGAUGAUAUCAGGACACCCGAUGGAGCUGAUGGAUGGGGAUGCAGGCCAUGUGCCUUUAAUAUGGAUCUCUAAUCUUUUACAGGAAGUCAUCAAGAAACUCGAUGACCGGAGAGUCUUUGUGCUGUCAGUUCUGGGUGUACAAAGUAGCGGAAAGUCAACAAUGCUGAAUGCCAUGUUUGGCCUGCAGUUUGCAGUCAGUGCUGGGAGGUGCACCAAGGGUGCCUACAUGCAACUGGUUAAGCUGUCAGAGGAAAACAAGGAUAAAUACCAGUUUGACUACAUUCUAGUUGUAGACACUGAAGGACUGCGAGCUCUUGAGUUAGCAGGGAAUGCUACCCGUCAUCAUGACAAUGAACUUGCAACAUUUGUUGUUGGUCUGGGAAACAUGACACUGAUCAACAUCUUUGGUGAGAAUCCAGCUGACAUGCAAGAUGUCCUACAAAUUGUUGUUCAGGCUUUCAUGAGGAUGAAGAAAGUCAAGCUUUCUCCAAGUUGUGUGUUUGUCCAUCAGAAUGUCACAGAUAUUACAGCAGCAGAGAAAAACAUGGACGGAAAGAGACGGCUGCAAGAAAAACUGGACAAGAUGGCUCAACUUGCUGCCAAAGAGGAAUUGUGUGAUGUUGAGUGCUUCAGUGAUGUCAUUGCAUUUGAUGUGCAAAAAGAUGUGAAAUACUUUGCUCAGCUAUGGGAGGGAAGUCCACCAAUGGCUCCUCCAAAUCCAGGUUAUAGUGAGAGUGUCCAAGAACUGAAGUCCAUCAUCUUGUCUAAAGCCAAACAGUCUACUGGAAUCACUCUGUCACAUUUCAGCACCAAAAUUCAGGACCUGUGGAACGCCUUGAUGAAUGAACACUUUGUUUUUAGUUUCAAAAAUACCCAGGAAAUUGCAGUUUAUAGAAAACUGGAGGUCCAAUAUGGGAACUGGACUUGGGUCCUGAGGAGUGAGAUGCUGAACAUUGAAAACCAACUUUAUCCCAGAAUUGAAAAAGGCCAACUGGACAAAGUUGAACUCAGUUAUCUUAAUAAAGAAAUGGCUAAAACAUAUGCAGAAGUAACAAAAAGUAUAUCAACUUACUUUGAAGAUGACAAAGACAAAGAGAUGUUGGUUCAAUGGCGGGGCCGAUUUGAGACCAAAAUCAAAGAGUUUCAUGAUGAUCUUGUGAGAGGAGUGAAAAGAAAACUGGAUGAAUUAAUCCAGCAAAAUAAUGCUAGGAAAAUGCUUGACAAGAAGAAGACAGAGUUUGAAAACAAGCUACUCCACAAGAGCAAAGAGCUUGCUCACCAGUUAAAAUGCAUUGAUGAUGAAGAGGAACUAAAAGCAGAUUUCAACACUGUUUGGAAUUACUGGGUUAAGGAAUUAACCUCAGAUACAAAACCCAUCGAGAACAUAAACUUGGAGGAAGAUCAGCAUCUUGUCCUUCUUGAGCUUGGUGUUGAACAUAAUCUCAUUGAUGAGUCAAAAAGAAGUAAGAGAUACAAAAAUCUGUCAGAACAUGGUGAUUAUUCUGAUUACAUAACCAUGAAGAAGAGCUUUGGAGGUGUCUGCAAAUUUGUUAAAAUGACUUUUGUUCCACAUGAAGAACAGGAACUGAUCAGAUCAUUCAUUAAUGAGGUUGAACAAAAAUGUCUUGCAGCUAUUAAGAGCAAACCUGUUGCAACAAGAGGCUUUACAUCAACUUACUUGAAGGAAGUGGCUCAAAAUAUAAAAUCUGAAAUACAAAAAUUGGGAUCUCAGAGAAACUAUGUAUUCAAGAAGGAGUUUACAGUUGACCUUUCACUGUAUGUGUUUGAUAGGGCAGAAGGUUGGCUCUUAAACUCCCACAAGAUCUACAGAGACAACAAUGAUGCUCUGACUUAUUUGGACAGCAAGAAAAAUGAGUAUUACAACAUUUUCAGAAGCUUCUGCAAAGGAAGUUCAUCUGCUGUGGUGUUUGGAGAAAUUAUGUGUGAAAAACUCAAAGUCUCUGCUAUUGAAGCCGUCUGCAACAAGACUGGAGUUGAUAUUGCUGGAGAGAUGAGGUCCAAUUUCCCAGGACUCAAUGAGAGCAGACUGAAUUUAGAGAAACAUGUGUUAGCAUCUCUGGCAGAGAAAGAAGACUUUAGCAGAUUCAUCAGCUACAUCAGAAAUCCAAGAGCUCAAGUAGAGGCUUUCAUCAAAGAAGAAGUAAAGAAAUACAUGUUCACGACACACAGCGAUCAAGUCCAGAUUAUUCUCAAGAAAAAUAUAGAAGAUAUCACCAGAGUCAUCAGUCAGGCUUUGUUUGAAGCAACAGAGAAAUUCAAACACAGAAAAGGAAACAUAGAAAAGUGGGUGGAGGAAUUUCCUAGUAAACUGAAGCCAAAUUUGACACUUGAUACCAUUAGUUGUCAAAACUUCAGUGACAUAAACAAUUUUGAAUUUCUUAAAGAAGAAAUAGAGAAAGGCCUGAAAAGCAUCACAACAGAGAUGAGCAAACUCUCCCUGGAAAAGAUGAAUGACUGCAGGCAGAAGCCUGAUCAGAUCCUGAUUGAUCAGCUGUGUAACUGCUGCUGGGAAAGGUGUCCAUUCUGUGCUGCUGUUUGCACAAACACUGUGAAGGACCACAGUCCUCAGGAACACAGCGUUCCUUUUCAUCGACCCUCUGGAGUCGAAGGUUGGCAUUACAGAGGAACAGUUGAUCUGGUCAAUGAUUUCUGUACCACGUUAGUUGCAAGUGACAGACACUUUCACCCAAAUCAGUCAAAUUGGACAGUUCCCUAUCGAAAGUACCCAACAGCAGGAGAAAAGUAUGCUUCAUGGAGCAUUACAGCUAAUGCCUCCAUGCUGGCCUACUGGAAAUGGUUCAUCUGCCACUUUCAAAAGGAAUUAGAAGACUACUAUCAUAUGAAAUUUCAGGGUCGCGGAGAAAUUCCUCCGGAUUGGAGAAACUUCAGUAAAAAGGAUGCUAUUGAAAGUCUGAAUGAAAUGUGUAGUUUGUGAAGAAACUGCAGGUUCAUAGAAACUAAUCAAAGUUGUGGAUUUGAGCAGUAAUUAUAAUGUUCAAGGCUCUUCAAAAUGAAUAAAUGAUCAUUUAUUACCUUUGGUUUGUACAUCCUGAAUGAGUUAAACUUGAAGGAUAACUCAAAUGGCUUUAAACAAACAGCUGUAUGUUUUACUUUAUAUUAUUUUUCAGUCUUAUUGUUUUUCUUUUUGUUAUUCUGAUUAUUUUUUGUCACCAAAAGGUGUUAUUUAGGAAAUAAGCAUUGAAAUAUCAAAUAUGACUCUUGAUUUGGGUUACAGUAUGUAAACAUCUUGCCUUUUGUAUCCAGAGGGAAUCAGUUUAUUAUGGUAUAUUUUCUCAUGUUUUAAAAUUUUAUACAUGUAUGGUAACAUUAAAAUCUUAAUCCAUAUAUUUUUUAAGCCCAAUUACAAUCAUAUUGAUCCAUUAGAUAAAUAUCUUAAAAUAAACCACAUGUGCAUUUCAUGAACUAGAUGUUUUUUGUAAAUGACUUUAAUGAAUUUAGAUUCACCCUGCCCCUAUUUUGUCAUUUAUGUUAAGUUAGUUAAACUAAUUUGUUAAGCAACUUAAUAUUCUUCCAUAUUUCUUUUUAGUUUUUUUUAUUUCUUUAGUAAUUCUGACUUAUUCCCUGUAAAUUAGAUUUUCUCUAAAUAAACUCCAGGUUUUGUAAUAGAGAAUGAUCAUGUAAAAAAUUUAAUGACUCGAAGUAAAUGAAAUAAGCAUAAUUCUUUGACAUAUCACAUCAUUUAUGAUAAAUAUAAGAUUUAACAGGACAAAUAACACAAAUGAUUCAGAGCAUUGUUUUACCAGUAAAUGUUUGACUUUAACUUGUAUUAAAUUCACUAAAAUGCU